Rhinolophus ferrumequinum (greater horseshoe bat) is the source of this 1918-nucleotide messenger RNA. It is a transcript of the gene DPEP3, whose product is annotated as dipeptidase 3. The transcript is spliced from 11 exons. Lineage: Eukaryota; Metazoa; Chordata; Mammalia; Chiroptera; Rhinolophidae. Gene Ontology annotation, biological process: proteolysis. The record is from RefSeq and is a predicted model, not a curated record. The coding region runs from base 361 to 1812 and encodes 483 amino acids. Gene Ontology annotation, molecular function: metallodipeptidase activity.
AGAACUGCUUCAGAAAGUGACAAGAAAGAUGGGAUGUGUUUGAAGCAAAGGGCAGCCGGAAGAGCAGUAGGUGCAAGGCCGCGAUGUGGCGCUAGAGGGCGCUCGCGGAAGAGGCCGGCCUGGCCCAUUGGUGUGCACUCCUAGUGGGGGAGGGAGUGCCGUACAGCCCCCUGGCGGCCACGCAGUGCGGCUGCGUUGCGGAUCUCCGGGCGUCGGUCUCAGCGUCCUGAAUCCCAUCUUGACUAGGCCGCGCCGCUGAGUCACCUAAAUCGACGGUCGGGACCCCAUUCUUUCACUCUGCCCCUCGUCCGCACCUCUCAGGCUCUCGAGAUCAGCCUCUGCCCGCUGGCUCUGCGCAGCAUGCAGCCCGCAGGCCUUGAGGGUCCCGGCGUGCUCCGCCACCGUAGGCCUCUGUUUCGUCUGCUGCUUCUGCUCUCGCUGCUGCCGUGGCCAGUAACCCGCGCUCAGACCAUGCCGGGCGACCCCAGCGCCCCGACAGUACUGGAAACUACCAGUGCCCCGACCACGUCGGGCAUCCCUAGUGCCCCGAUCACGCCAGGCACCUCCAGCGCGCUAAGUCUGUCGGAGCGGGUGCAGGCCCUGAUGCGGAACUUCCCACUUGUGGAUGGCCACAAUCACCUGCCCAUGCUCCUGAGACAACUGUACCAGAACAGGCUGCAAGAUGUGAACCUGCGCAACUUCAGUCGUGGCCAGACCAGCCUGGACAAGCUUAGGGAUGGCUUUGUGGGUGCCCAGUUUUGGUCAGCCUACACCCCAUGCCAGAGCCAGGACCAGGAUGCCGUGCGCCUCACACUGGAGCAGAUUGACCUCAUUCAUCGGAUGUGUGCCUCCUACUCUGAACUGGAACUUGUGACCUCAGCCAAAGGUCUGAACAGCACUCAAAAGCUGGCCUGCCUCAUUGGUGUGGAAGGUGGUCACUCACUAGACAGCAGCCUCUCUGUGCUGCGCAGUUUCUACCUCCUGGGAGUACGCUACCUGACACUCACCUUCACCUGCAGCACGCCCUGGGCAGAGAGUUCCACCAAGUAUGAAUACCACUUCUACACCAACGUCAGCGGGUUGACAGGCUUUGGUGAGAAGGUGGUAGAGGAAAUGAACCGCCUGGGCAUGAUGGUGGACUUGUCCCAUGCAUCGGAUGCCUUGGUACGGCAAGCUCUGAAUGUGUCAAGGGCUCCCGUGAUCUUCUCCCACUCAGCUGCCAGGGCUGUAUGUGACAAUGUGCUGAAUGUUCCCGAUGACAUCCUGCAACUUCUGAAGCAGAAUGGUGGCAUUGUGAUGGUGACGCUGUCCGUGGGGGUACUGCAGUGCAACCUGUUUGCGAAUGUGUCCACCGUGGCAGAUCAUUUUGACCACAUCAGGGCAGUCAUUGGAUCUGAGUUCAUCGGGAUUGGCGGAAAUUAUGAUGGGUCUGGCCGGUUCCCUCAGGAGCUGGAGAAUGUAUCUACAUACCCGGUACUGAUAGAAGAGUUGUUGAGGCGUGGCUGGAAUGAGGAAGAGCUUCAGGGUGUCCUUCGUGGAAAUCUGCUGCGGGUCUUCAGACAAGUGGAACAGGUGAGAGACGAAAACAGUGGUCAUAGCCCUGUGGAGGAUGAAUUUCUAGACAGGCAGGCGGGCAGUUCCUGCCACUCCCACCUCGUGUCUCAGCCUCAGAGUGAACACGUGGCCACAUACCUGGAGGUGACCAAGUGGCCAACCAAUGAUGUUCUCCAGAGGACCUCAAAAGCCUCCCCAUACCUUGUUCUAGGCCUCAUGGCUAUUGCCACCUUCCCAAUCCUCAUCCAUUGGCUCUGAUGACCUGGCCAGUUCCCCAAAGAUCACCUUAACAAAGUCUCAUAAAGUCCCCCUCCUGGUCCUCUAGGUACAGCAUAUGCUAAGAAUAAACGUUUUCGGCAUGGAA